AUGCCUGUGACCAUAUCUGGUAAUUGGGCAGACAGGACACCAGUUCAUGAUGCGUGCAGAAAUGGCCAGGUCCACCAGCUGAAGCAAUUGAUUGACAGCGGCGUCUGUGUGAACUUGGUUACUGUGGACUCCAUAACUCCUCUUCAUGAAGCUUGUCUUCAAGGCCACAUUCAGUGUGUAAAGCUGCUGCUUGCUGCUGGUGCACAGGUGGAUGCCAGGAAUAUUGAUGGCAGUACACCCCUGUGUGAUGCCUCUGCUGGACGCAGUCUGGAAUGUAUGAAGGUGCUUUUGGAAUAUGGUGCCAAAGUGAACCCUCCACUUUUUACAGCAUCGCCCCUUCAUGAAGCAUGUAUGAGUGGCAGUGCUGACUGUGUAAAGCUUUUAGUUGAAAUGGGAGCAAAUCUGGAAGCUCAUGAUUGUCAUUUUGGAACCCCUCUACAUGUAGCGUGUGCAAGGGAGCACUUGGAUUGUGCCAAAAUUUUACUUGUUGCAGGAGCAAAGGUAAAUGCAGCAAAGCUUCACGAGACAGCACUGCAUCAUGCUGCAAAGGUGAAAAACAAGGAUCUGAUUGAGAUGCUGGUUGACUUUGGAGGAAAUGUCUAUGCAAGGGACAAUCGUGGAAAAAGCCCUUCAGAUUACAGCUGGCCAAACAGCCCGACAGCUAAAUGCUUUGAAUACUAUGAAAAGAUGCCUAGAAGUUUAUCUCAGUUGUGCAGACUCAAGCUCAGAGAAGCCCUCGGUCAGGGAGCAGUCGAAAAAGUUUAUAAAUUAAAUAUACCCCAAAGACUUAUGGAAUAUGUUGCUUAUAACUGAAUCAGUAAACAUGUACACAGCCAACGCUCUACA
Molecule: messenger RNA, 846 nt
Organism: Nanorana parkeri
Lineage: Eukaryota; Metazoa; Chordata; Amphibia; Anura; Dicroglossidae
Gene: ASB13
Product: ankyrin repeat and SOCS box containing 13
Exons: 6
Coding region: 1-813 (270 amino acids)
Biological process (GO): protein ubiquitination; positive regulation of protein catabolic process; intracellular signal transduction
Molecular function (GO): protein binding
Source: RefSeq, a predicted model, not a curated record